Molecule: messenger RNA, 630 nt
Organism: Dendronephthya gigantea
Lineage: Eukaryota; Metazoa; Cnidaria; Anthozoa; Malacalcyonacea; Nephtheidae
Product: mitochondrial pyruvate carrier 1-like
Exons: 6
Coding region: 95-427 (110 amino acids)
Biological process (GO): pyruvate import into mitochondria
Cellular component (GO): mitochondrial inner membrane
Source: RefSeq, a predicted model, not a curated record
AAUAUGACGGUCAUUAAAACUAUUAAAUAUAUUCCUAUCAUUAUAGGAAAGUUUUAGACAAGGAAAGAGUACAAUAUUUUAAAAAAUUAAAAAUAUGGCAUCUAGAAUGUUUAAUCAGAUUUUUACUAAGCUAAGAAGUAAAGAAUUUAGGUCUUAUUUAAUGAGCACGCAUUUCUGGGGGCCAGUUGCAAAUUGGGGGAUACCUUUGGCCGCAAUAGCAGAUAUGAAGAAAGAUCCAGAAUAUAUUAGUGGUAAAAUGACAACAGCACUUUGUAUAUAUUCUGCAUUGUUUAUGAGAUUUGCGUGGAAAGUUCAGCCUCGAAAUCUUCUCUUGCUUGCCUGUCAUAUAACAAACGAGACGGCACAGAUUAUACAACUAGGAAGACUAACGAGACACGAGUUUAACAAGUCAAAAGAGCCUUUGUAAAAAGUUACGUAUGCGUUACAAUGUGUGGUACAAUUUACCACAUAUGAAUAUAUAAGACACUGUGUUAGUGUACAAAAUACAUGUUUAACUGUAAAGUAAAAUAUGAAAUGUAAUAUUUAUAAUUCAUUACUUCACAAUUAAAGAGAUCAAGCUUUUGCUGUCUAAUGAAUUUUUUUCUCCUGGCGUAGAUGACGUAUUAAUAA